AGGACACGUCACAAUCCGCACGGCUGAGGGCCCCUCCAUAGUGCGAUUCCGGUCAAUCUCCCACAUGUGGGAGGCAAUGGAGCAUCCGGAUCCCUGGGGAUUCCAGGUCCGCAGCAUUGUGGAGAGGUACCGAGAAUUACCCAAGGAUUCGGUGACGUGGGUCUUCGUGGACUUCCUGCCUAUCAGUACAAGAGAUCUGCUGAAGAAGAUGAGUUCUUCAGGAAGGGGCUGAAGCGAAUGCACUGGCUGUACAGUCAUGAGAUUGUGCACGUAGACAUCCUCACUGAACUCACACCUGAGGACAAGAAGUUCGAGGGCGAGAUUUUGGUGUACAACGCGACGGAAGACCAGGUGAAACUGACACCAAUCUGCGAGCUGAGGCUGAACAACACCCCCUAUGAGCUUCGAGGUUGGUGCCAGAGUGAAUCUGAGUGGUCCCGCCUGCGUAUGGAUGUGCUUGGAGGUUGUAUUCCCACUCCUCCAGAAAUAUUCAGGAAGAGGAUGCAAAGGAUGCGGUUCACGCAUCGAAAUGAUGCCGAGCAGGUGCUUGCAUUGCAAGAGAAGGUGUUCAGAGACAAAGUCUCCAAGACAACACACUUGCAGCUCCAACAACUCUCUUUGGAUGACCUGGAGUGUCUACAUGACGCCUUGCCACACUACAGUAAGUUGGAGUACUUGGUGGUAAAUGGCAAUGCCCUGAAGGGGCAAGAUGCCGUGGCGAUGGUGACCUCAGGUGCGGCGGACAUCCAAAUGGAGUCGUGUUCUCUACAAGAUGAAGAUGCAGAUGCAAUGGCAGAGGCACUGAUGAGCUCAGCUGCUGAUCGAUUGGAACAUCUGAGUCUGACUGGAAACCGCUUCAGUGACAUCGGGACAGCUGCCCUUCGCAAAGUGAUGGAGCAGCGACCGCAGCUGAAGAUCCGACUGUAGAUUUAGAAUGAUUCAGAUAGAUUUAGAUGGUCAGUCGGACGGGCUGCUUCCAAGUUGCGACACCGCAAGUCUAUGGAUGGUUUACAAUGGAAAAUUCUAUUUAAAUGGAUGAUUUAGGGGUACCCCAUUUCAGGGAACCACCAUGUAGGAAAUCGGAGUUGGCCGAAGGAUAUGCCGCAAUGCACUUGCCAUGUCUUCGGAGAUGAAUGAAGCGCAGGAGAAUUGGAGCACACCUUUACAGCCAAAUCCGGAAACUCCAACGGUUGGCACACCAAAAGAAUCCAAAAGAAUUACAACUCCUG
Cladocopium goreaui is the source of this 1229-nucleotide messenger RNA. The record is from the annotation of a GenBank genome assembly. NCBI's taxonomy places the organism in Eukaryota, Dinophyceae, Suessiales, Symbiodiniaceae.